CCAUUUUCACAAAAGAUGGCACUCCGGCUGUGUUGUUGUUGUGCCGUUCAUAUGGUCGCAAUUUUCGAUUAAAAAAAGUUACUUUUAGGCGCUACAAUCCAAAUUUUUUAUCAUAAAAGCAUACCUAGAUCAACUCUGCGACCUUUUCACCCCUGAAUAUUGUGAACUCCGUCAACGUCGGAUUGACCGGCACGAAUUUUUUUUGUGGACAAUGGCAGACGCCAUUAAACCUGCGCCGACACCAACCCGGUUUGUGGUGCAAUGGGAAGAACACCCUGCCCACCUGGCAUCCCGGCUGGGACACUUACUCGAGUCGCAGACCCUGGUGGACAUCACACUCAUGUGCAACACCCACACUCUGCGAGUUCACCGCUGUGUGUUAGCCGCCUGUAGUCCCUAUUUUGAGAACUUACUCCAGAACAUUGCACAACGACAAUUGUCCCAGCACCCCUUAAUUGUGCUUAAAGACAUGCAGUUCUCCGUACUAAAGAGCAUGAUUGAGUUCAUGUAUUGUGGGGAAACUAAUGUCACAGAUGAAGAUCUUGGGCCUCUGCUGCAAGCGGCGCGCUUCUUCCAAGUCAAGGGCCUUUCGUCAAUGAGCAAAGAGGCGCUCGGCAUUACGAGUAAACCAACAAGACCAAAAGUUAAUGGCGAUGUUCAAAAAGAACCAGCAAAAGCAGCAACUCAAACUGUCAAAUCUGCUGCCUCCAAAGUAACAUCUCAGCUGGCCACUCCUACCAAACAGACCAUCCAGGCUGACGAGUUCCGUGAGAGUCCUGGUCUGAAGGCGGCUGACCUGCUGCUAUCCCUGAACAAGCCUGUCGUCGCUGCUGAGCAAAAGCCGAUGGGUGCUGCUAAAGAUUCAACGCUGCAGUUGGUACCUAAUCAGGUUGGAACCUCCAGUCCACUUUAUCAGGCUGGACCAAAGAAACGGGGCAGACCUAUCAAACAGGACAUGGGUUUGAUGUACCAAGAAAAAAUUGUUGCCGACACUGACGUUGCUCUCCGCAAAGAGGCAGAGGCCAGCAAGCGCGCCGUCGAGUCUCUGCAGAAGCAAAUGAACGAAGACGCUGAGAAGAAAGCCGCCUCUCCUCAGAAGUCCGGUGGACUGGUAAUGAAGUCCACCCUGGUGAGGAUUCCCCCAAACCAAGCCUCCGCCGUGAAGAAGGGAGCAGCGGCUGCUGCUGCUGCCACAGCCGCCCAGGCAGCUCAAGAGAAGGUGGUGGCGCCGACACCCCCAAAGGAGACGAAGAUCGAGAAGGCGGAUGAUGGUGACCAGAUCACUUUGCAGCUGAACGAAGGAGAAGCAGGCACUGCCAUGAGUAACUAUGAGGAGGUGCUGAAAGCUGCCGGUCUGCCCGCAGACAUGCCUAUUCUUAUGGACAGUGGGGAUGGCAACUAUGUCCCUAUCAGCGAGGAGGUUCUCAUGAACAUGGUCAACAGUGGCGUCAUUCAAGUCCAAGAGGAAAGCACAGAUGGUGGCGAGGUGCAAAAGGAGACGGUUGAAGAGGGCGGCACCCAGAUGAUCAUGACUGAGGGCGAAAUGGGUCAGCAAAUAGUACAAUACAUUGACGACAACGGCGACCUGGUGGAGGGUGUGCUGGCGGUGGUGCAGGAGGGCGAGGAGGGCACCACCGUGGCAGUCACCCCAUCCGGCGAGGUGCUGCAGCUGCAGGCGGGUGAGGACGGCGAGAGCUUCCAACUGGUGGAGCAGCAGACAGAGUCGCACCCCUCGGAAGGGGAGCUCAUCACCCCAGAGCUGAACGAGGACGACAGCGGCAUCCCUAGCAAGAAGAUGAAGCUGGAUGGGUGAACUGCAGUGGCAAGUUAGAUUUUAUCGAUUCUUUGCGCCCGGUCCGACUGGUAUGAACGAAAAAAAAAACAAUCAGGGCGCUUUGGGAAUUCCGUGUUUUUGUUUUUUCUCUUAUCUUUUUGAUCAGAUUAGGGUAUGUAUUUUUGAGCUUUUGAUUUCGCAUCUUUAAUUUAUAAAAAAUGGAGUUUCCAAAGCUCCUCUGAGUCCGAUGCAAAGCCUGAUUGGAAUCUCGCAUGUGCUGCCGAGAAAACAGAAGGCUGAUUUAUCGAACUUUUUGAAGGACCGCGCGCGAUUUGUAAAAAGUCUUUGAGAACAGUAGAAGAUGAUUUAAAAUUCAAAGCUGCAAAUUUAACAAAAACUACGAUAUAAAUAAAUAACAAAUUCGAAUUAGACUUGUACGGAUGGCUUCACAUUUCCUACCAUUACGCUGCUCUUCUUCAAAGAUAGCCGGUGUAAUUUUUUAUUUCUGGGUGAAUGAUUGCAACUUUGUGUGUGUUUUCCAGCAUAGGUCCAUACAUAAUAUAUUCUAUUGCAACGGCUGAGAAGGGCCUUUGUAUUUUUAAAACGAUCGCUAAGUAGGUUUAGUUUUCACCAAGAGUGUCACACACCACAAACACACACAGUUUGAUAAAAAUCUUACAAAAAAAAUCGUACCUUCUCGGUGGGAAUGGUCGCUUUGUAAUGUACAUACUACCUACCUUUUGAUUUCUGAGUGUUUGAUUCUCCUACGGUAAAUAUAGAGAAUAAUGAAAAAAUAUCUAGCGGCACGAUGUUCAAACGAGACGAUUCUUUGGCAUUGCAGCAUGAACGGAAGAAACUUGUACAAUUCUAGCGUGAUUGGGUUAAAACGUCGCCUUCAUGUGUAAAUGCAUAUCCCCGUGUCCCUCAUGAAACCCCCUCAACAUUAUUCCAUUAUUUGGAAGUUUUACAGAAAUUCAUCCCAAUUCAAGCCUCGAUGGGAAAUUUUUGGUAUCAGCAAAAGAAAUGAUUGGUUAUUUUGUACGUCGGUGUCCAACGGCGGAACUCGUCAAUUUCGUUUUUGUUGAACGAAACAACCGUUUUCACGUCCAUUUCUUUUUUUUUACGUAAAUUCUCAACAAAAUUUUCACAAUAAUUAUGUAUCAGCUGUAAACCAUAAUUUGUGUUAAAUAAAAAUGUACCAAAAUAGAAAAAGAU
This is a messenger RNA of Neocloeon triangulifer, 2989 nucleotides long. RefSeq names its product longitudinals lacking protein, isoforms H/M/V-like. Bases 212 to 1813 code for a protein of 533 amino acids. Gene Ontology annotation, molecular function: protein binding. Gene Ontology annotation, cellular component: nucleus. Gene Ontology annotation, biological process: regulation of transcription by RNA polymerase II. The record is from RefSeq and is a predicted model, not a curated record. Lineage: Eukaryota; Metazoa; Arthropoda; Insecta; Ephemeroptera; Baetidae. The transcript is spliced from 5 exons.